ACGCCUGUCUUUGAAACGACUCUCGAUACGUGAAACUAUCUGUCCAUUUCUACUCUUUCAAGCGUGUUAUUCUCAUGAUUUUUCAUGUAAUUUCAGAUGUCCACGUACCUGGGUCUGAUUCUUGUUAUCACCACAUGCGCCCACGUCGUGUAUGCCAAAAGAUGCGAGGGGAACGGAUUAGGCUUGAAAUACGUGUGGGGAGACGCGCUCACAGAUCCAGCUGACUGUAUAGGUCCGAAUAACAUGGUGUAUCCCUCAGCCGCGAUAUCGAGAAGUUACAAGAAUAUUUGGGCGAGCGGUCGAACAGCGAGGUCCUAUCAGCCUCGAACGAUCGAUCCUGAAUUAACCAGACAGGCGCUAUUGCACAAUUACAAGAUUACUCAUGGAGAUUAUUCGAUCGCCGAAUCCUCGCGAAAUGGUAGAGCAUUUUCCUCGAAGGAGACAUGUGGUUCCCCAGCCAGAUUAUGCAAAACGAGGUACAACACCACGGCUCCUAUGUACGGAGUCAGCUUAACCAGCGGUCAGCCUGUGACUAUCGUGCAGAAGUUCCCCGACCUUUUGCAGCAAGUCGUGUUCGAAGUUUGCGAAUCGAAGGAGUGCGACGUGGUCCACGGUGAGUGCACGCAGACAUACGUGCCGUACCUGUUUCUGGUGAUUCCGCUUGGACCGGUGACCUUGACUGGCCAAGAUUACGUUCUGGUUGAAAGCGGUUGCGUGUGCAAGCCGAGAAAUUCGGCGAGCGCCACGUCGGAGCCUCCGGCAGUUCCAAGCUUUUAAACGUUCGUCGAACUCUAGCGAUCAACAUUGAGCGCACCAGUACACCUCUGCGCUGGAGGAUAUAGAUCGAGAUCCGCGUCGAACGUGACGAAUCGGUGGAAGGUGACCCCAAGCUCGAACAACCUCGCCGAAGAACCUAGUAACCUCUUUGACGAAGCUAGCAAAGAAUACUGAAACCAGUAUUGAAGUCACUAGAGAAUUGAUUUCUCGAGAGAAAUCUGCGACAUGAACAAUUUUCCCUGGGAAUGCAACAGUAUAUAUCUAUCUUGCACGAUGGGAUAGCAACUUUUAACGUGAAUCAAUCAGCUUUUCUAGUUUGUCCAGGGUAUCACGUCACGAUUUCCACGAGGAACAGCUUUCUAGCCGAAGCUGAAGGUUCCUCUCGUUGCGGCCAAGAAUUUCUCGCGAAAUUCUUGGUGGCUUCAGAGGUCAACGUAUAGAUAAUUUAUGUUUCGAAAUAAAGACUCUCUAUCGUAGAUGGUUCGCAACAGUCGUACAUCGGUAGAGUUAUUCGAUUAUAAAAUCUGAUGAUCCGUGAACUGUUCGCAUCAGUUUGUUUGCAAAAGAAGACAGCUUCGAAGAAACAUCGAUAAUUAGGCGUGCUUCACGGUCGAACAGUACCGCGCUGCUCUUUUAUCGUCGUUUGAUUUUUUUUUUUUUUUUAAAGUCGUGCGAGAAAAAAAAAGAGAUAAA
Messenger RNA from Bombus huntii, 1470 nucleotides. RefSeq lists its product as uncharacterized. The transcript is spliced from 4 exons. The record is from RefSeq and is a predicted model, not a curated record. Bases 97 to 777 code for a protein of 226 amino acids. NCBI's taxonomy places the organism in Eukaryota, Metazoa, Arthropoda, Insecta, Hymenoptera, Apidae.